Molecule: messenger RNA, 609 nt
Organism: Metarhizium robertsii ARSEF 23
Lineage: Eukaryota; Fungi; Ascomycota; Sordariomycetes; Hypocreales; Clavicipitaceae
Product: Alcohol dehydrogenase superfamily, zinc-type
Exons: 3
Coding region: 1-609 (202 amino acids)
Biological process (GO): nucleoside metabolic process
Molecular function (GO): catalytic activity
Source: RefSeq, a predicted model, not a curated record
AUGUCGUACUAUAAGUUCAAUGAAGACUUUGUCGAGUCCGGCGACCUUAUUACUGCCUACGUAUGGUGUAUGCGGGACGGAACAAUUGGCAAGGCCACCCUCUUCAACGAAGCAAAGAACAUUUACGACAGUGGCGAGUUGGGUAUCGGCGGCGGAGCUUCGAGCGAAAACCACGAUAUUCGUUUAGGGGAUGUUGUAGUCAGUACACCAUGUGGAAAGGAGGGUGGCGUGAUUCAGUACGACUUUGGCAAAGCAGUGCAGAAUAGAAGCUUCCAGUAUACGAAGCUUUUAGAUCAACCUCCAACUGCACUACGGACUGCCCUUAACGGAAUUAAGGCACAGUAUAAGAGAAAAGGCCACCGGCUUCAAGAAGAAAUAGAAAUCGCUCUUUGCAAUAACCCCAGAUUACGGAAGAGCUGCACAACACUAUGCAGUGAUGACCCGGACAACUUGGUAUCGCGACCGAUGAGGGAACAAGAUGAGGAUAAUAUAGUCGAGGCCCAUCGUUGGACUGUUGGUUCCGUUCUAGGGACCUUACUUGACUGUCGCUCGAACACUACCCAAGCGAGGGUGACCGCAGCAUGGUCUGUCCGGACUUCAGCCGCUUAA